AUGCUCCGCUCAACGCUCUCGCGGGCGACGAAGCGCCUGCGCGAUGGUUUAAUCAUCGAAAGAAAUAUUAUUGGCAUCAUCGGACGCGAUUUGAGAGCUUCGGAGGCGUUCGUUGAGGGUGCGCGCGGUGAAGAUGCGGUGACGAAGACGACCGCGACGCCGGUUGGUGUUCUGCGAAAGAAUCGCGUGCGCGCGUUCAGCAGCGUGCGCUGGGAGCAGAUCGAGAGCACGAGGACGGAGAGUGAUUUAUUAGGGACGAUGGAGAUCCCGAGUCACGCGCUGUACGGGAUCGCCACGGCGCGGGCGAUGGAAAAUUACGACAUCACUGGGAACAGGCUGAGUAAGUAUCCAGAGUUGGUCCGAGCGCUCGCGUUGACGAAGAAGGCGUGCGCGACGGCGAAUCGUAGGAUUGGUUUAUUGGACAACGAGGUGUAUGAAGCGAUAACACACGCGUGCGAUGCGUUGAUCGAGUCGUCGGAGCAUCAUCAUCACUUUACAGUGGAUGUGAUUCAAGGGGGCGCCGGGACGAGCACAAACAUGAACGCCAACGAGGUCAUCGCGAAUUUAGCAGCCAGGAAGUUGGGAUUGCCGAUCGGAGACUACGCCGUGGUGAAUCCGAACGAUCAUGUGAAUCUGUGUCAGAGCACGAACGACGCGUAUCCGACGGCGGCGAAGUUGGCGGUGGUUUUGAGGCAUUCAAGCUUGGUGGACGCCGUGCGCGGCGUCAUCACAAGUUUACGAGCAAAAGGGGACGAAUUCGAGGAUGUGAUUAAGAUGGGGCGGACACAGUUGCAAGAUGCGGUGCCGAUGACACUUGGUCAGGAGUUCCACUCCUUCGCGGCUACGUUGGCAGCGGAUCUGACGUAUUUGGAGCGAAACAUUGAUCAAAUGUACGAGAUGAAUCUCGGCGGAACAGCAAUCGGGACGUCCAUAUGCGCCGAUACUUCGUUCGCCGAUGAGGCCGUGCGCGCGCUAUCUGAGCUCACGGGACUUCCGAUGCGCUCGCCCAACGAUUUCAUCGAGGCAUCGAGCUCGACGUCGAGCUUCUUGCUCUUCAGUAAUAUUUUACGUCGCAUCGCUAUUAAGAUAUCAAAGAUUUGCAACGACUUGCGGUUGCUCUCGAGCGGUCCGCGGUGCGGGUUGAACGAGAUCAAUCUCCCAGCGGUCGCCCCGGGAUCGUCCAUCAUGCCCGGUAAGAUAAAUCCAGUCAUUCCGGAAGUGAUGAACCAGGUGUGCUUUCAAAUCAUCGGCACGGACGCCUCCAUCGCGGCAGCGUCCGAGGCUGCGCAGCUUCAGCUCAACGUCUUUGAGCCCGUCAUCGUAUACAAUUUGCUUAACAAUAUGGACAUGCUGGAGCGCGGAUUGAACACGCUUCGUACGAAGUGCAUCGAUGGCAUCACCGCCAAUCCGGAGGUGUGCAAGAGAUCCGUGGAUAACUCCAUCGGUAUCGUCACCGCGCUCUUGCCUCUCAUCGGCUACAAGAAGUCUUCUGCAGUGGCGAAGGAGGCUUUGGCGACCGGAAGGCCCGUGGCCGAGAUCGCGGCGCAAUACGCGAAGCCCGAUGAAAUCGCGCAACUUCUGCGCCCGCAAGCGAUGACGAGGGCGAGAAAACUCGAGAAGAGAGGCGUCUGUCUUGACACACCCGCGCCUUUGGAGGCGCAGGCGGAAGGAAUUAUCUGA
Messenger RNA from Ostreococcus tauri, 1680 nucleotides. Its product is annotated as Fumarate lyase. Bases 1 to 1680 code for a protein of 559 amino acids. The transcript has a single exon. Gene Ontology annotation, cellular component: cytosol. The record is from RefSeq and is a predicted model, not a curated record. Gene Ontology annotation, biological process: aspartate metabolic process; tricarboxylic acid cycle. Gene Ontology annotation, molecular function: aspartate ammonia-lyase activity. NCBI's taxonomy places the organism in Eukaryota, Viridiplantae, Chlorophyta, Mamiellophyceae, Mamiellales, Bathycoccaceae.